GAACAUUCUCCUGCUUUUGCUCUUCCACGUCGCUGUCGCGCAACUUGUACGCUCUCCUUGCGUUCCACUGGUUUUUUCUCUGUUCUUAUUGUGCCUCGCUCUACGUCCUGUAUUUCGCUUAGCUGUUGGGCGCGUAAUCAUUGUCACUGUAUCCUUACCUAUCAUUGCAAAAGACUUUCUAUUCUUCUGCUUGAGUCAGCGAAAAAAUGCCUGAGGAAGAUUAUGAUAUCUACGGCGAAUACGAAGCUUAUGCUGUCGGCAGAGCCAACCAGGGUAUUGACGGACAGGAAUUCGAUGCAAAGGAAGAACCGGUGGAGGCUAUGAUGACUGUAGUCGAACCCUCAACAGGUGAGAAACGGCCUCGAAGCGACGAAGAGGAGGAAGAUGAAGCGAAACCGUCACCCGCCCAACACUCGCCUCCAGCAGCUCCUCACAUCCAGCCAAUCCAGCAAGGGCAGGUUAGGGCCGAAGGUGUCUCGCAUGGCAUGAACGGUAACUACAAUGCCGUUGUGCAAAACGGUAGUCAUAUGGGAGGCGGGACAGAUCCGUCGAUGAUGGGCUAUGAUGCACUGUAUAUUGGCGAUUUGCAAUGGUGGACAACGGAUGAGGACCUGCGUCAAGUCGCUCUUAAUCUCGGCGUGUCAAUCGAUCACCGUGACAUUACGUUUUCUGAGCACAAGGUGAAUGGCAAGAGUAAAGGUAUCGCCUACGUGGAGUUCAGUAGUUUCGAAAACGCCAACGCGAUCAAAACAUGGUUCGAUAAUAAUGACUUUCAAAAUAGACGUGCUACAGCAACUCUAACAAGUUCGUCGCAAGGCAAUCCAUUCCGCACGCUCCCAAAAGAACCACCACCUCGAGACACCCGAAACACCCAGCAAGGAACCCCCAUAUCCACAUCGGGAACAAGCAUGGGCCGCGGCUCGACAGGGAACUUUCGCGGUAAUGCUUCCAACCAAAUGGGGGGAGCCAUGAUGGGUGCACAAGGUCGCGGGGGGUGGUGGUAUGGCGAACAACAUGAUGCGCGGUGGCAUGCCCGCAAUGAUGGCAUGGUUCCCCAGGGACCCAGAGGAGGUGGUAUGAUGGUAGGCGGGCGUGGUAGCAUGGGAGGAAUGGGUAUGGGCUUCUAACGGUCUCAUGCAUGUGGAUUGUUGUUCUUACUUGCACUUGAUGUACGCUAUAGGUGUGGGAAUGAUGGGAUCACGCGGCGGCUUCGGCAUGCAAGGUCACUUCAACCCAGCGUUCAUGCAUGGCCAGCAAGGUGGUCAGUUUGGUGGCGGCUCAGACAGGAAGCGAUUCCGAGCGGACGACAAUUGAUAAUGCAUCAAGACGCCCGCAAUUCAAAACACCCGUGGAUUGACGUAUCUAAUUAUUUAUUUAUUUCUAUCCUCCACUCCUUCGUAUCAUGGGCUCGGCGUCUUAACUUGUUGAUAUUUACUUGCCCUUGUCACUGUUGACAUCGCUGAUGUACAAUAACCUAUCAUUGUAAUAUUGAUACGUGCAUCGUCCAUUCUCCGCCACGC
Messenger RNA from Suillus subalutaceus, 1520 nucleotides. RefSeq lists its product as uncharacterized. The record is from RefSeq and is a predicted model, not a curated record. Bases 207 to 1127 code for a protein of 306 amino acids. Gene Ontology annotation, cellular component: mRNA cleavage and polyadenylation specificity factor complex. Gene Ontology annotation, biological process: mRNA alternative polyadenylation. Gene Ontology annotation, molecular function: mRNA binding. NCBI's taxonomy places the organism in Eukaryota, Fungi, Basidiomycota, Agaricomycetes, Boletales, Suillaceae. The transcript is spliced from 8 exons.